This is a messenger RNA of Kwoniella botswanensis, 324 nucleotides long. RefSeq lists its product as uncharacterized. Bases 1 to 324 code for a protein of 107 amino acids. The transcript is spliced from 2 exons. Lineage: Eukaryota; Fungi; Basidiomycota; Tremellomycetes; Tremellales; Cryptococcaceae. The record is from RefSeq and is a predicted model, not a curated record.
AUGAAACCUUUCCAAAGCAAUAUCAGCAUUCCCGAGAAGGGCGAAUCGAAGAACGAAAAACAAGGUACUUCGACCCCUAUCACAUCUCCCAAGAAGAAGACCAAGGUUGGAUAUUCCCCAACUGGUAAUGGCUUAAAUGGUGAAUGGACUACAGAGAAACGAGAGAAGUUUAUGGAUCACAUCAUAGCUCUGGGGUAUAAGGCUGCUAGCUUGGAUGAGAUGGCUCAAGAGCUGGGAUUGAGUAAACGUCAGCUCAUCAAUCAGCUUACCACGGGUAGAAAGAAUUUUAGAAGUAUCGCUGUUGCUGCUAUUAAAGGAGAGUGA